AAGAUCAAUUAGCACUGUGAAACUCUGCGAAACUUCUUCCGGCACGCGUACUGAUCUUCAUUAAAUUGCUGGACUGAUCCGGAUUGCCUGCCGUAGGUGAAGACUUCCCACUCACCAAGCUCCCAGCCUUUGUGUUCGUCAAUAUUUAUUCUCAUGCGCCUCGCAGCAGAAGAGGACGUCAACAUGUCCCCAUCAAGCACCAUGCCCAACGCGAUCGAAGGUGCCAAUGGGAUCGCCGAGACGUAUGAAUACCCCAUAAGCCAUACGCCGGAAGGCCCAUAUACAGUCCUGAAGGAUCAAUAUCACUCGAAGCCUCGCAAGCUACGAGUAGCAUGUGUUGGCGCAGGAGCCUCCGGCCUCUGCUUGGCCUACAAGAUGGAGAAAAUGAUGGUCCCGGGAUCCUGGGAGCUGACACUCUACGAGAAGAACAAGCAGUUCGGAGGCACCUGGUAUGAAAACACGUAUCCUGGUGUCGCUUGCGAUAUUCCGUCUCACGACUACAACUUUACUUGGGACCCGAAACCGGAUUGGUCGUACUUCUUCGCUUAUGGCGAUGAGAUUCAGCGCUACUUCGAGGACUUCGCGGAGAGACAUGGCAGCAAGAAGUACAUGAAGCUUAACUCUAAAGUUAUUGAGAACAGAUGGAACGAAGAGGAGGGAAUCUGGAAAAUCACAGUUGAGGACCAGAACACAAAAGAGAAGUUCGAAGACUGGGCACAUGUUCUAGUCAAUGGCACUGGUAUCUUGAACACGUGGAAGUGGCCCGACAUUGAAGGCUUGCACGACUUUAAGGGCAACCUUAUGCACUCAGCGUGCUGGGAUCACAGCGUGGACUUUAAGGACAAGACUGUUGCCGUCAUUGGCGUUGGCUCAACCAGCGUCCAAAUCACACCGGCGCUGCAGCCAAUUGUCAAAAACCUCGAGGUGUUCAUGCGAAGCCCGACCUGGAUCAGCCCUCCAUUCGGCGCAGGCGCACUUCAGAGCGACCUUCAAAAGGGAGCGGAAGUAGACCCUGGUCAGAGACAGUACAAGUUCAGUGACGAGGACAAGAAGAGAUUCGCAUCAGACCCAGAAUACCACCUUGACUUCAGAAAACGUAUCGAGGCAGAAAUCAACAGCCUGUUUGGCAUGUACCAACAGAAUUCAGAGCUGUCUAAUCAAUUCCGUAAGGUAAUCACGGACGAGAUGAACCGUCGCAUGGGUCCGGGCCACGAGGAGUUGAAGAAGUUUAUCAUCCCAACCUUCUCUCCCGGCUGCCGACGUAUCUCUCCCGGCGACGGUUUCCUCGAGGCCCUUGUGAAGCCGAACGUUCGACCCGUGUUCAGUGGUAUCAAGAAGGUCACCGAGAAUGGCAUCCUUACAGAGGAUGGCGAGGAGCACAAGUUUGACAUCAUCGUCUGCGCUACCGGCUUCCAGGUCGCCUUCAAGCCGGCUUUCAAAGUCAUAAACGGCGAAGGAAAAUCCAUCGAUGAGGAUUGGACGAAUGGUCCAAACUUGUACUUUGGCGUCUCCGCGCCUCGAUUCCCCAACUACUACACGAUCGUUGGACCGGGAGCCACAUGGAGCAAUGGCACUCUUAUUCCAUCCAUCGAGACGACGAUUGAAUACUCGAUCCAGAUCAUGAAGAAGAUUCAACAUGAACACAUCAAGGCGAUUGAGGUCAAGCAGGAGGCUCUGGACGAGAUCUACGCACAUUUCGACGAAUUCCACAAGACAACUGUCUGGCAGGAGAAUUGUCGCUCAUGGUUCAAGGAUGGGAAGGUCAAGAACCGUAUUUACUUGUGGCCUGGAUCGACGAUCCAUUUCCUCAAGUCGAUCAAGCGCCCACGAUACGAGGAUUAUAACAUUCGCUACCGAUACAAGAAUCGUUUUGCAUAUCUCGGAAACGGUGAUGUCAAGGGCACUGCAUCACGCAACGUCCAAAUGCUGAGUCCGUACAUCCGCAAUUAUGACCACGAAUGGGACGUCGAGUAAAAGGCAGCAAUUUGAAAUUUUUUUUUGUGUUACGCAAGGUAGUGCCUAACGGUUCUCGAUGCGGCAUCGCACGCAGCCAAAUGCUUGAAUUCCCACACCUGUUUUUGCUGUUGUCAGCUUUCAUUACACGCGACGCGCCGUCGGCCACAUGCACACCGUGGUCACGUUUUGAGACGGACGUCAUCUGUAUGCAUUUUCCGGGCGUUUGACCUGCAGUUGGGAGUCCAUGCGUCUUGUUGAAGACUGGGGCAGGAAGAGCCAAGGAGAGCGGCUGUAUACGAUACUAUGAUUAACGUAGGACUGAAUCAUUAGUGUACAACCAAUCCAAUCAAAGGAGAAUGAAUAUCCGAAACUACGCGGAUAUGUGUCG
This is a messenger RNA of Verruconis gallopava, 2344 nucleotides long. RefSeq lists its product as uncharacterized. The transcript has 4 exons. Bases 154 to 1974 code for a protein of 606 amino acids. Gene Ontology annotation, molecular function: N,N-dimethylaniline monooxygenase activity; flavin adenine dinucleotide binding; NADP binding. Lineage: Eukaryota; Fungi; Ascomycota; Dothideomycetes; Venturiales; Sympoventuriaceae. The record is from RefSeq and is a predicted model, not a curated record.